GGUGGGGCGUGCGCUGGUGCUUAAGAGAGGUGGGAGCGUGAAGAUGGCAGCGCUUGAAGAAGAGCCAAAGCCCAAAAAGCUGAAGGUGGAGGCGCUGCGAACGCUGAGUGAAAAUAUUCUCUUUGGAAUGGGAAAUCCUCUUCUUGACAUCAGUGCUGUAGUGGAUAAGGAUUUCCUUGAUAAGUAUUCUCUUAAACCAAAUGACCAAAUCUUGGCUGAAGACAAACAUAAGGAACUGUUUGAUGAACUUGUAAAAAAAUUCAAAGUUGAAUAUCAUGCUGGUGGAUCUACCCAGAAUUCAAUUAAAGUGGCUCAGUGGAUGAUUCAGCAGCCACACAAAGCAGCAACAUUUUUUGGAUGCAUCGGGAUAGAUAAAUUUGGGGAGAUCCUGAAGAAAAAAGCCGCUGAAGCCCAUGUGGAUGCUCAUUACUAUGAACAGAAUGAGCAGCCAACAGGAACUUGUGCUGCAUGCAUCACUGGUGGCAACAGAUCCCUUGUAGCUAAUCUUGCUGCUGCUAAUUGUUAUAAAAAGGAGAAACAUCUUGAUAUGGAGAAAAACUGGAUCUUGGUAGACAAAGCAAGAGUUUAUUAUAUAGCAGGUUUUUUCCUCACAGUUUCCCCAGAGUCAGUUUUAAAAGUGGCUCACCAUGCUUCUGAAAACAACAGAAUUUUCACUUUGAAUCUGUCUGCACCAUUUAUUAGUCAGUUCUACAAGGAAUCAUUGAUGAAAGUCAUGCCUUAUGUUGACAUACUUUUUGGAAUGAGACGGUGAGAAGCUGCCACUUUUGCUAGAGAGCAAGGCUUUGAGACUGAAGAUAUUAAAGAAAUAGCCAAAAAGACACAAGCUCUGCCAAAGGUGAACUCGAAGAGGCAGCGAAUUGUGAUUUUCACCCAAGGGAGAGAUGACACUAUACUGGCUACAGAAAGUGAAGUCACUGCUUUUGCUGUCUUGGAUCAAGACCAGAAGGAAAUUGUUGAUACCAAUGGAGCUGGAGAUGCAUUUGUUGGAGGUUUUCUGUCUCAACUGGUCUUUGACAAACCCCUGACUGAAUGCAUCCGUGCUGGCCACUAUGCAGCAAGUGUCAUAAUUAGGCGGACUGGCUGCACUUUUCCUGAGAAGCCAGACUUCCACUGAUGGAAAAGCAGGACACCCCAGCCCAGGAGUACAGACGCGGCUCUGAUUGCUUCCCGAGAACUCCCGUAUUAAUGAAGAAGAAAAUUACCUGCCACCUUUCUUACUAUAAUAAUGUUCAUUCUUAAUUUAGAGGGUACAGUAAUGCACAGUAGAAUCUCUAUUCUCUCAAAAACCUAAAAAGUGAGGUUUAUUUCCAUAGUUUGGUAGUACCACUUAAAUGUCAAUUAAACAAGCAUAUAACAUUUCAAUAGAAA
This is a messenger RNA of Phacochoerus africanus (Common warthog), 1389 nucleotides long. RefSeq names its product adenosine kinase (gene ADK). Gene Ontology annotation, cellular component: cytosol; nucleus. The transcript is spliced from 11 exons. Gene Ontology annotation, molecular function: adenosine kinase activity. Gene Ontology annotation, biological process: purine ribonucleoside salvage. The record is from RefSeq and is a predicted model, not a curated record. Lineage: Eukaryota; Metazoa; Chordata; Mammalia; Artiodactyla; Suidae.